This is a messenger RNA of Elgaria multicarinata webbii, 1816 nucleotides long. It is a transcript of the gene FHL2, whose product is annotated as four and a half LIM domains 2. Gene Ontology annotation, cellular component: Z disc; nucleus. Gene Ontology annotation, biological process: negative regulation of calcineurin-NFAT signaling cascade; negative regulation of transcription by RNA polymerase II. The record is from RefSeq and is a predicted model, not a curated record. Gene Ontology annotation, molecular function: transcription coregulator activity; transcription factor binding. NCBI's taxonomy places the organism in Eukaryota, Metazoa, Chordata, Lepidosauria, Squamata, Anguidae. The coding region runs from base 251 to 1090 and encodes 279 amino acids. The transcript has 6 exons.
GUAAAAUGAUACACAGGGGUUUUUCACUAGGCUGUGAAGGCAGACGCCUGUUUCCACACAACACAGACGGCUGAGCAGAAAUCCGAAGAGCUGCUUGCACAGACUGGAGGAUUCCCUGGCUAGCUGUACAACUCCUCUUCUCUGCCGGCAGGUCACUGUGUCAGCCAUUUAUUAAUGGACGUGACUCCCCAUCCCAACUCCAGAGGGUACAAUUAACUACCUGCCUGCUGUCAAAAAACUCAAUGUCAAAAUGACGGAACGCUUUGACUGCCACUACUGCAAGGAGAGCCUGUUUGGCAAGAAGUACAUCCUGAGGGAAGACAGCCCCUACUGCAUCAAGUGCUAUGAGAGCCUGUACUCCAACAGCUGUGAGGAAUGCAAAAAGCCCAUUGGCUGCGAUUGUAAGGAUCUGUCCUACAAGGACCGGCACUGGCAUGAAACCUGCUUCCACUGCUUCCAGUGCAAGAACUCACUGGUGGACAAACCUUUCGCUGCAAAAGAAGAGCAUCUCCUCUGUACUGAAUGCUACUCAAAUGAAUACUCCUCUAAGUGUAGCGAGUGCAAGAAGACCAUCAUGCCAGGUACUCGCAAGAUGGAAUAUAAAGGAAAUAGCUGGCAUGAGACCUGCUUUAUCUGCCAUCGGUGCCAACAGCCAAUUGGAACAAAGAGUUUCAUCCCCAAGGACAAUCAAAAUUUCUGUGUUCCUUGCUAUGAGAAGCAGUUUGCUAUGCAAUGUGUCCAGUGCAAGAAGCCAAUCACCACAGGAGGAAUUACUUACCGGGAGCAGCCGUGGCACAAGGAAUGUUUUGUGUGUACCGGAUGCAAGAAACAGCUGUCUGGACAACGUUUUACUUCCCGGGAUGAGUUUGCCUAUUGCCUGAACUGCUUUUGCAGCCUCUAUGCCAAGAAGUGUGCAGGAUGCACUAAUCCAAUAAGUGGACUCGGAGGUACCAAGUAUAUCUCCUUUGAAGAACGCCAGUGGCACAAUGAUUGCUUCAACUGCAAGAAGUGCUCCUUGUCGUUAGUGGGCCGCGGCUUCCUUACAGAACGGGAUGACAUCUUGUGCCCCGAGUGUGGGAAAGAUAUUUAAAAACUGAAAAGGCGCAAAGUGAUGAUGAUAAUAAUAAGCUGUUCUUACAAAUACAUAUAUUUUCUAAAACAAGUAAGGAUGUGUAUGAGUUUUGAGAAGUGGAAAACGUAGUGACUUGUUUUUUCAGCAAUAUAUAUUCAUCGGUUAAGGGUUUAUUUUUCUUUUCUAGAUUAUAGAAAUGCAUUGGAGAAGGAAAAGUCAGAAUGGAGCCAAGGUGAUUUUGACACCAACUGUUAGGCAAUACAUUUAAUUUAUGAAAUCAAAAUCAGUCAAAACACCCAGUUGUGAGAUCUUCAGAAAUGACCAAUAUAAAUGCAGGGGGAAACUAAUAUAAUUUUAAAAAUGGGGCUUCCUGAAAGACUCCAGUGGCCAGAGUUUAGUGCAUUGACAGUUCAGAAAUCAAUAUUUAUUAUGUCCUAGUUGGCAAAUGUGUAGGUGAUAAUAUGUAUGGGAUGUAGGUUCAAUCAGUAAUAGGAUGUUUUGUGCCAUGCCUUAAAAUAAGGGAUUACAGCUGCAAUUGUACUUAUCACUACAUUGGCAUAACUUCCAAGUAAACGUACGCGGGAUCGGGCUGCAUGAGUUUUAAAUGGAUUCAAGUACGCAACACAUUAUUGCACGACACUGCAAGAUCAUUGCACAAAGUACAUUGUCAGUUUCUUCUUGUACUGGUUUUGAAAUUUCAUUGCACCUUGUAUUUUACAAAGCAAUAAAUGUAUUUCUAACAAA